CAAGCUCUUUGUCCAAUCUGUCCGGGGCCUCGGCUCGGGUCAUGGGCGCUGAUCCACUGCACAAGUGGCUGAUGCGUCGAUGCAUCGGUACACCAGCAUCUGCCCCGUCAUUAUUCGAUGCUGAACCCCGUCCACUACGGCCACAAUUUUAGCCGGUCUGGGGAAAUCACUCCAAUCGUCCCCUUUAGCUCCUGUUUAGGGUUAAUUACAUGGGUCUCUACUGGGGCCAGAGCUUAGGAGGAGCUAUGUCUCCUGGCGUACGUCGUUCCGGACCGGCGAACCUGAUCUUAUAUCACCCCAGUUCCCCAGAUUGAUUUUCAGGCGUUUGCUCCCCAGAAUCAAAAGCAUCCCCGGACUGCACGACGCGUCGAUUCGCCUUCACAUCUGCCCUUGAUAUCCACCUUCGAUACCCAAAACUAAUCUCAACACAAUGGCGACCGCUCAAGAGCACAAUGAUGUUACUGCUGGACUCGCUGGUACGCACCCGUCUCAUCAGCCAUUGAAUGAUUCGAGUACGUUUGACCAUGCUACAGCCAAGGAAGGUUCACACAAGGAGAGGAAGCCUUACGACUAUGGCGGCAACCCUCUCGCUCACAUUGCGACCAACAACCCCGACUACCGCCUCACUGCAUUUGGUGGUGAAUUCCAACCUGGUCUGUACCGCGCCCCGAAGAGCAACUUUGCCAACCCAGCUCCAUUGGGACUGUCUGCCUUCGCCCUGACGACUUUCGUCUUGUCCCUCAUCAACGUUGGAACGCGGUCCAUUGGCGAGCCCAACCUUGUAGUCGCGCUUGCGUAUGGCUACGGUGGUCUUGUCCAGCUCCUCGCUGGCAUGUGGGAGAUGGCAGUAGGUAACACUUUUGGUGCUACUGCUCUUUCAUCCUACGGCGGUUUCUGGCUCUCGUUUGCCAUCAUCCUGACCCCCGGUGGAUUUCAGAUUGGCGCGGCCCUUGAGAAGAGCAGCCCGUUCCCAUUCUACAACUCCUUCGGACUGUAUCUCAUGGGCUGGUUCAUCUUCACGACUAUUCUGCUCAUCUGCACCCUGCGAUCAACCGUAGCCUUCUUCUCGCUGUUUUUCACCCUGGAUCUGGCUUUCUUGCUCCUCGGCAUUGGCUACCUCAGGGCAACUGAAACCGGACCAAACGAGUCGUGCAUCAAGGCCGGUGGCUACUUUGGUCUCUUCGCUGCGUUCCUUGCAUGGUACAACGCGUUGGCCGGUAUUGCCGACAGCUCCAACAGCUUCUUCGUCAUCCCCGUCGCGCAUUUCCCCUGGUCGGAGAAGGGUCGCGAAGCCCGCGGCAAGCCCAUCGACUCCUCCGCCGCGCACACCGCAUAAGUGCCGCGCGUGCUCCUCACAAACAAACUUGUCUCCACCUCCCAUUUCAUCUACUCUACGUGCGCAACGCUCUGAAUGAAAGACGACGGAGACACUAUUCCCCCGCGCUAAGAACGGCUUGCGAAGCGCGAUCCUAUUGGCGGCGCCAGCAAGGCCCGCGCUAUUGUACCUUACUACUGCUUAAUACCAUGACGAUGUUUCCUCACA
This is a messenger RNA of Paraphaeosphaeria sporulosa, 1543 nucleotides long. Its product is annotated as glyoxylate pathway regulator. Lineage: Eukaryota; Fungi; Ascomycota; Dothideomycetes; Pleosporales; Didymosphaeriaceae. Gene Ontology annotation, cellular component: plasma membrane. Gene Ontology annotation, molecular function: acetate transmembrane transporter activity. The transcript has 6 exons. The coding region runs from base 431 to 1336 and encodes 301 amino acids. The record is from RefSeq and is a predicted model, not a curated record.